UACAGAGCUCAAGAAGCUUAAAAUAGAACCGCUAGCGUCAAUGCUUUCGAAAAGUUUUUCUAAUGACAGCCAUUCUGAAGAUUUCCCAGCAAGAAAAAAACAGCUUAGAAGUUUCUCAAUAUGUGAUUCAGAAAUAUUUUCACAUACUUAAAUUCACAAAACCUUUUUGUUUUCUUUUUUGGCAGACUGUCACUGCAUUGUGUAGGACUGUGGUUUUCUGAGCUGAUUAGGCGUUGGUGUGCUGAGCUUUCUGUAUCUGACAGUCAGAAAACUGUUCUGUUCCUGUACGAAAAAACCUGCUACAUAUACGUUUAUCUUUAAAAAUUCAUAAAAGUAUUUUUUUAAGUAAUUGGCGCAUACCUUGAGGAGUGGAAUAAUCUACUGUAAUACAUUUCCCAGAACAUAUAGUUUUGUUCCAGAUGUUUUUUGAAUGUACUUUGCUGUUUGGUUCUGAAGAUGGUGCAUAAACUCAUAAUGUAGUUGGAGAAAGAAGAAUAGUAUAAAAAGAUGGAUUCAUCCAGAAAUUGUGUAUCUCUAGUUUUGGCAUUUUUUACUGUGUGGGUGAGGUACGGGUUCGAACUGAUUGCAUGGGUCUUCCCCAUGUUCAGAAGGCUGGUGUUUAACCCUGUGGCUUCCAGAUCUGGACACACAGAUGGCAGAGAAUUGAAAUCCUGGGAGAAAAGCUCUGCUUUAAGAAUCUACUCUUGUGGAAACGAGGAGUCUCUGGUUACAGUGCAGACCAGAACACAUUCUUUUCAGGUUGAUCUGGGAAAGCUGUCGGAGUGCAGCGACUAUUUCCGGGCCCUCUCCGAGUCCAGAAUGAAGGAAACAACAGAGCACCUCAUUCAUCUGGAGCACAUUCCCUCUGCGCUCUUCCACAGCCUUCUGGAGUUCACAUUCCUACAGUGUUUUGAUGUGUCUGAGGAAGACCUUCUGGAGCACAUUGAAAUGGGCAGCUACCUUCUGGCCCAGCCCUUCUUAACCCAAUGCCUGGCUACUCUUCUGAAAGUUUUAAGCCCUCAGAACUGUCAAAUGUACCUCGACUUCUCUAGGGCCAUCUGCUGUGAGGAGAUGCUCCAUACAAUACACCGCUACCUGAGCACGCACCUGCUUGAACUUCCUUGCUUGACCAGAAGCCUGGAGCUAACCGCGCAAGAAACCAUCAUCAGGCUAAGGUCAAGCGGUACCCAGAGGCUGUGCGCCCUGAAAAAAGAAAACCUGACAGCGAGGAAUUUUCCUCAACUUGAAGGAGCACUCUAUCUAUACAGCUUUGACGAGAACAAAGACGAUGUGAGCUGGAGCCGAGAGGCUCGACUCCCAUUUGUGGCUGACAAAUGGUGCUUCACUACUGCUGUGCUGCACAACUACUUGUUCCUCAUAGGAGGGUACCGACAGAAGGUGAAAAGGGGGUUUGAGUUUCAGAUGGCAUCUUUUCGCUACAAUCCCUGCACGAACAGCUGGGUCUCAGUUGCACCUUUAAUUAAGCACAGACGCCAUUUCAGCACAGCAGUGUGUGAGGGGUAUAUUUUCGCAGUGGGAGGCUGGUAUCUGGACACCCUGGUGGCUCCUGACUCCAGCACUGUCCUUUACACAGCUGUGGAGCGCUACGACCCCUGGACAGACACCUGGGCCUUCGUCUCAUCCCUCCCACUCAAUGACUUCCUCUUCACUAUGUCUCUGUCUCAUGAUAUCCCCCUCACCUCAGUCCUACAUGACUGCAUCUAUGUCACAGGCAGCAUUCAGAGAACUGGAGAGAAACUCAUUCUGCAGUACAGUGUGAAACAUGAUUCCUGGUCAGAACUGCUCCCCACCUUGACCCGUGCCGAUGCAGAAAUUCCCAGUCUUUACUUCUUUGGAGCCACAGACAAGCUGCAUUUGAUAGGAGGGAAUAACCACCAGAAUGUUGUGACAUCAUUCUGUGUGGAAUCUCGCAAGUGGGAGGAGGUCCAAGCUACAGAAAAGAUUACUCUUGCAGGGCAAGGAACAAUUCUCAAUAAUGAAGUUUACAUGCCUGCAGCAGAACAGAACUCAUUCGUAAGACUGAAUCUCCAGUCACUCUCCACCCACAUGCUCCCUCCUCUCCCAAUUUCAUCUUCAUAUGAGGCUCUUUUUCAUCUUUUUUUCCCAUGGUGAGAGUUUCACAUGUAAUCCUCCCAUUCAGUGAAGCACAGUACUUUGACCUUGAGCGUGAUACUUCCACCUGUUUCUAGAAAUGUGUUGGUCAAGACUGUUUUGAUAACAUUCAUGAGGCUGUGUGAGUUUAAUUACGCUUGUAUGGCAGGAUUGUGCUAGCUCAAAGCAUACCGUAUGUGUUAACAACUACAGUAGCAUCAUGAUUAUACUCUUGAAUUUAUUAUCAGUAAAAAUGCUUAACUAGUUGUGUUAAAAUCAUCUAAUGGAAAUCAAGUAUACAGGUCUGUAUUUCACUAUACCUGUAAAAUCUGAACAUUCUAGAACCCAGCAUUUACAGCACUUUGGUUUACUGUUAGUUUUUUUACUUGUUUUUUUUUUGUUGGGUUAAGUACAGUGUGCAUUUUAAUUCUGAGAAAAACUUCCAUAAGAUUUUUUUUUUUCGUGAGAGCUAAUAUGAACCUGUGACCAUUUUAUUUACUUUUAUUGAAGCUUACAACAACAAAGAAAGGGCUCAAUCACUGCAGCACAGAGCAUUAGGAGAAGCUUCUACUUCACUUUGUGUGUGUUUACUAUUGGAGCAAUAUCGUCUGUUGGAAAGAAAAUCCUUCAAACUAUAGAAUAUUUGUAGGAUUGGCCUUCUUUAACAUUGCAAAAAUACAUUCAAGAUUAUUAAGAUGAACCCGGCUAAUAAGAGCAAU
Messenger RNA from Lepisosteus oculatus (spotted gar), 2831 nucleotides. RefSeq names its product actin-binding protein IPP. Lineage: Eukaryota; Metazoa; Chordata; Actinopteri; Semionotiformes; Lepisosteidae. Gene Ontology annotation, molecular function: protein binding. Gene Ontology annotation, biological process: proteasome-mediated ubiquitin-dependent protein catabolic process; protein polyubiquitination; regulation of microtubule-based process. The record is from RefSeq and is a predicted model, not a curated record. Gene Ontology annotation, cellular component: Cul3-RING ubiquitin ligase complex.